GCCGCAGUCGAAAACAAAUCAUCCGGCUUUGUUGUCUUAUCGGUUACAAAGCAACGCAAAAAGUAUCAAAUAUUAAAAUUUUAUUUUAAUUAAUUAGAAAUGGACAAGAAAUCAAAGGAAGCAUUGCGUAGAUAUAAAAAGGCCCGAAAAGCUGCCGAGUCGAGCAGUGAAAGCAGCAGCAGUAGCAGCGAUAGUGAGUCCGGUUCCUCUAGUUCAUACAGCUCGGAAGAUGAGCGUAGGCAUCGCCACAAGAAAUCUCGUCAACCGGGCCUCAGGCGUUCCAGCAGUUCGAGCGGAGAUGAACGCCACAAGAGGGAGAAGGAGCGUCGUUGCCAAAAGAAAUUGGAAGCCAAACGCAAUCACCUGAAACGUAAACUCAAAGAGGCAAAGUUGAAGAAAAAAGCUGCAGCCGCUGCGGCAGCCUUAAGUGGUCAUUCCCAUCGGGCAUUGUCACCGGCCACGCAAGCUAAAUUGAAGAAAUUGGCCGAACGUAAACAUCUGCGUGCAGCCAGUAAGGAGCGGCGUGAACGGGAAAAGGAAAAACAUCGUGCUAUGCGGGAGCGUGAACGUGAGCAUCAUCAUCGCAGCAGUCGUUCGCCUACCAAAAUUACAAAAAUACGCAUACACCAGGAUGUUAAUAGACAGAAGACCCCACCGCGGGUACAUCACCAGCUAAUGUCGCGGGAGAAGAUUAUAAUUCAGACGCGUACUCGUGACCGCACACCAUCCGCUGAACGUGAACGUUUGCGACACGAGAAGAUGCGCCACGAAGAUAUGGCCAGAGAACGAGAAAGACGCGAACGUGAAGCUGCACGUGAUAAGGAAAGGGCCGAGGCAUUGGCCAGAUGCCAGGAACGUCAAAGGGAGCGUGAACGUUUGGCACGUGAAAAAUUACGUCGGGAGGAGGAAGAGAAGUAUGGCAAGCCUAUGAGUGAACGGUUGUUGGCCCGGGGUCCGGAACGUGAUAUGGGUGGUCGUGGUUUUGAGCCACGCGAUCGUUCGCUGGAAAGAACCAAACGAGAUAUUGAUCCCUAUGAUCAUGGCUAUGGGCGCAAGCAUCGUGGAGACGAUUAUGAUGAGGAAAGUGAGCGCCGCGCCAUUUUGGAACGUGAAGAGUUGUUGCGUGAACGUGAAUACCUUGCACGUCGCCGCGAAAUGAGUCCCUCGGAAUAUCCUGGAUCAAGUGGAAGUCGCAUGCGUACCGAUCCCCGUGAUAUAUAUCCUGAAGAUGAUCGUGAACGCGCCUACAAGAGACCCUUCAUAGAGGAAGGACGCGGAGGUGGCCGUGAACCAUGGCUUUCGGAACGAGAAAUAAGAGCACGAGAAAUGCAUGACCCUCGUGACUAUCGUGAAAUGGAACCGGAACAUUUGUAUCCAGAAGAACGUGAUCGUUUACCACCUCCCAGGGAGCGUGAGCGGGGCUAUGCUGGACGCCCUGGAUCAGAUUGGAAGCGCAAAGAAUGGGUGGGAAGUCCACGCGAGUGGCCCAACGAUGAGCCAGGCCCAUCAUCUCAUUCAUCGGGACGUGGUUUUGGUGGACCGAAGAGGGGUACUGGCUCUGUUUUGCCUGGAAAAAUUCCUCCACCCUCGGUUCGCGAACAAAGACCACAAUCCGAAACCGAUUGGGAUGCUGAAGAGGGACAAAUUGAAGUUUCCAAGAAACCAGAAUCAAGCCGUGAUGCCUGGUUGGAACAUGACAAACGUGAUUUGCCGGAGUCACGCGAAAAACUGGCACCCGGCGGAAGACCUUGGGACUGGCGCGAGCGAGAAGAACCAUCGGGACCUCCUAGCUAUUCUCGAGGUCCACCUGGCCCCAUGAUGCAUCAUCCACGUAGUGAGCGUGGUGGACGAGGAGGCUAUCGCCGAGGUGGCCACAUAAUACAUGGUGAACGUGUACCAGGUAUCCAUGGUUUUAGAGCUCAUCAUCCACCAGCUUUGCUAAGUUUGCCAACAUCCGGUGGCGGAUUCCAUGAGGGUUCACCACGUUUCCCAAAUAAACGUAAUAUGACCUACACUAAUCCGAAUAUUUUGAAAAAGCAACAGGCAGCAUUGGCCGCAGCAAAUACUGCUGUGGCAGCUGCCAAGGCUGCUGCUCAAAGUGCUGCUAGUGGUACCACAAAUCCCAGCAUUUUGGGUCAAUCGGCUGGGGCAGCUAGACCUGGCCAAGGAAGUGAUGAUAAGCCCGAAGCUGGAGAGAUUGUAGGAGAAACUGAAGAUAAGGCAGCAACGGGCAAUAAUGCUGCCGAAGUGGCACCAGAACAAACUGAACAACAAGUGCCCGGAGAGACACCAACCGAAAAGGAGAAGAAAUCCGGGGAGUUAAGUGAAAUUAGUGACAGUGACGAUGAUAUUUUAAACAAAACUGAAAAGAAAGCAAAACUUGAUAAUGAAGACUCAAAUUCACAAACUAAAAUCGUUGACAAGGAAGCAGCAGAGGAAAAGGGAGAAGAUGAUGAAAUUAUGGACUUUGAAGAAAUAUCCGAUGGAGAAUUGGAAGAGGAAAGGGCGGCCAAGGGUGUUGGCGAUGCUUUGGGUGUGGACUGGUCAUCUUUGAUUGCUGAAACUAAACGUUUGCCUUCAUGUCCCACAACCACAGCCAAACAAAAAUGGCAACCACAUCGCAUUAUUUUGGAUAUUGGCAUAUCUAUGCGUAUGGCUGGCGAGGAAUAUGCCAAACAAUUGCUCAACAAUGCCAAACAACAGUUGGAAGAAGAAAUGAAAGAGGAAAACAGCAUCAAGACAGAACUCAAGGAGGAAGCGGCAAUUAAAUCUGAAAUCAAAGAUGAAGUUUCAUCAUUAUCCACACUGGACGAAGAUUCCCAGACCCCUGCGGAGAAUGAUGACAGCACUUCAGACAUCAAGCCGAAAGAGGAAAAACUAGAAAUUAAACCUCCAAAAGAGGAGAUCAUAAACAUUGAUAGCUUACCUCCAUUGGCUUGUAUGCAAGUGGCUCAACGUAAGUUGCAAAUGGAACGCAACAAUCUGAUUGCCAAUGCAUGUGGCUUGAAUAGCAGGGCAUUGAGUGCCCGACAAGAUCUAAAACUGCGCCGGCAAUUGUGCGGCCUACCAGCCAGAGAGUGUCCCAUUUCUCGUAAUAUUCCUGUUACUAGUGACAAACUUAAAGCUAUGGCUUUAGCGGCUUUCCAGCGAACAUUAGAAGUAAAAUAAAUCGCAAAACUUCAAAUUUGUUUUGUUAGCAAAAGAAAACUAUGCUUAAUUAAAUAUACUAUACUAUGAUUUAAGUAACUUGAAUGUUUUAGCAUUAGACUUUAAGACCACAUAUAUACAGAUCUUUAAACCAUAAAAAUUAUUUAUGAAUGAAUUGAUACAAUAAUGGAUGAAAUAAACUGAAAUGUAUUACCGCUGAUGGAAAGGUAAA
Molecule: messenger RNA, 3379 nt
Organism: Musca domestica (house fly)
Lineage: Eukaryota; Metazoa; Arthropoda; Insecta; Diptera; Muscidae
Product: fl(2)d-associated complex component
Exons: 3
Coding region: 100-3168 (1022 amino acids)
Cellular component (GO): RNA N6-methyladenosine methyltransferase complex
Source: RefSeq, a predicted model, not a curated record